AUGCGUGUGACGCUGAGUCACUUUUUUGGCACGGUUUUCGCGGCGACCUGCCUCGUUGUUUUCCUCUUCGAGCACCGGUGGCAGGGUCGUCUGUACGAGUGCGCGAACCUGUUCGAAAAGGAUAUCAUCUGUAAAAGCAUGCCCACACCAUAGUCAAGAUGGGAAGUCUGCAACACAAGUUCCCAAGUUUUGGGAGUUCUGCAUGACAAAUUUGGCCUCGCAGUGUGAUCCUGUUUAGCAAGUUCAGCAGCAUCACAGAGGCAGCACAGCAUGCCGAUUGGAGCAUGACAAAUUGCGAAGCACGAAUAGAAAAUGCCUCUCAUGGGGCUCCGCAUGAGAAGCAUUUUUACCAUGCAGAUUUACAUGACAACUCGGGGGGGGGACGUUUUUACUCAGGAUAAAGGACGGGACUACCUCAAAGACCUGGCCGGCGUUGCCGAUUUUUCCGCAAAUCUCCCUCAUCGGCGUGCUCGCGCUGGUGCAAAUUCUGCGCUGCGUUUCCCACACGACGUCGACUUCUGCCCGAAUCUUAAAGGUGGAUAAGUCGACGUGUGGUCGCGAAGAACAUCAACAUCAAGGAGUCACCACCAGCAGGGGGCGCAAUGAGGUGGAUCAUAGAAAAAAUAAUGGGUACAUCAACAACCAAACUGUGGAUAUGGCCGUACCACAACAACAUCGAAAUAAAAGGAUCAACUGGAGCGCCGUCUUCGUGGCCCUUCUCUGGACCGCGCAUUUUCUUGCAUCCUGGCUGACGAUGUUGGCCAUUACACUGUGGGCCCCCGAAUUUCUCCAGUACGCCUCUGCCAAGAAGCAUUUCCAGGACACCUGCGGACCGCCCGCGAGCAGUUAUUAUAGUACCAGCGACCCGGCGCCGGCGAGUUCGUCGGCGUUGAGUUUCAUCGUCCACCCGGGGCUCGCCGUGGCCUGGUAUGCGUGGUUUGCGUGCAACUACCUGGUCAUCCGGACGAUCUACAAAACGGACCCUUUUCUGUUGCAGAAUUACCUCUAUCAAAUGCAAAAGCGUCUGGGUCUGGAACGUUGCAAGACUUGUCAUGCAAGUUUUCCAUGACCCAUGAGGUCUGGAAUGCGAGACCUAGCGUGACAGAUUCUUUCAGGCCUCUAUCAUGCCUUUUCUGCAUGAGAAACUCCAUCUCAACUUGGUCAAAAGCUGACAGCUUUGAGUACUCACGCAACACAGAUUUUUGCAUCGUUCAGAUUUAGCAUGACAAGUUGCAGUGUUCCAGGCCCAGACAUUUUUACAUUUGAUAACCUGUGUCUCUGCCAGUGUGUCGACGAUGUCGUCGUGGUGGGACGAGCAGGGGAGGUAUGGCAAUGCACAACUCCCCCUCCCCCUCAUUUGUCAUGCGAAAUACCAAAUCUACUCUUUUCUUUAUUUUGGCACAUCUUGCAUGACAGAUUUCGGAAGCCGAAACAGCACUAGAAUCGGUAGCGAAUUUGUCAUGCAAAAGCUGCAUUUAUGCCAGCACUUGCGUUGCUGCUUAUGCCAUGCAAAUGAGGGGGAGGGGGAGUUGUGCACUCUCAUAAGAGGAACAUCAACGGCGAGCACAGACACAGACACAGUCCAACCUCUGCUCACGGGAAUUUUUCUUAGAAGAGGAGGUCCAACAUGAUGUGCAGCCGUCGCACGUGCAACAAGCGGAUGUUACGAAUAGAAAUGUCAAAAUGUUGACCAGCGCGAGGACCAGCACAGAAGACUUCAAUUACGUCGCACAACAUCAAGCAGAUAGUCAUUUAUUUGGGGAGGAACAAACGACGGCAAGAACGCCAGCAGUGCCGGUUGAUAUUUCAUCUGUAGCUGCACCGAACAGCAAUACGAAUACUAAAUGUAG
Molecule: messenger RNA, 1850 nt
Organism: Amoebophrya sp. A120
Lineage: Eukaryota; Dinophyceae; Syndiniales; Amoebophryaceae
Source: the annotation of a GenBank genome assembly